Messenger RNA from Meloidogyne enterolobii, 1242 nucleotides. The record is from the annotation of a GenBank genome assembly. Lineage: Eukaryota; Metazoa; Nematoda; Chromadorea; Rhabditida; Meloidogynidae.
AUGGCUACAUAUUGCUUACAGAACCAUAAAAAUAUUGACAAAAUUAAUACUUUCACUUCGUCAACAAAAGGGGCCCCUCCGUUCCCAUUAGGUUGGCGUACUGGAGGGUGCCAACCUUGGCUGUUCUUUUUUGUUUUUUCUUCCUUAAUUAAUGGAGUAUUGGCGAUCGAAAACAUCCAAAUAUUUGGAGGUGCAUUUGGUGGCGCAAUUUUUUCUUGUGUUGUCUUCUACAUUUCUCUUUGCCUUUACAACAAAUAUUAUGACAAAUUAUUUACAAAUGAUGACAACAAGAAAGAAGCCAAAAUGGAAGAAGGAAAACAAUUACAAAAGAUAUUAAUUAAACAAGAGGAGACAACAGAGGAAGAACAACCCUCCACUAUUGAAAUUGACUUUACUCAAGCAUCGGAGUUAGAUAAUGGAGUUGACAAGCAAGAAAUUAUUGAAAAGAAGGAUGUUUUGGUUAAAAAUUUUGAUAAAAAUGUUCUUUUAAAACGCUCCAAAUCAGUUACAAAUUUGUCUAUUGCUGGUGGUUCAUUAAAGCGUUGUUGUUCAUGUCGGGAAAUUAAUAUGGAAAUGGAUAAUAAGUCAGUUUGUUCUUCAAUUGACUGGGAGUCAGAUUUUGAUGACUGUGUUGGUGGCGUUUAUCCUAUUGGUGGAGAAACAUGUAUUGAAUGCCAUAUUCAGCCUAAUGGAAAAACAGGACUCACUCCGGACGAAAAGAUGGACUUGGCCAGCCAUGAGGCUGGCCAUGCCUUUGUUGCAUUUCUCCUCGGAGUUCCUAUAACACUCUUGCCUGAAGGGCAAUUAUUAGGACACACGCUAGUUAAGUUUGGAGACAAACAAGUGAUAUCAAAGGAGGAGAAGGAAAAGCAAAUUACAUGUUUGUGGGGAGGUCGAGAAUCAGAGAAGAAAUUACGUGGUAAAAUAACCACGAUGUUUAAGUCAGAUCAAAGGGCAAUUAAAGAAGUUCUUGAACCUAUGGGUCCUGAGUUUGGCUUGAGUGACAACGAUGCCCUUUAUGUUUUCAAAGCUGAGUCUGAGAAAUUCAAAGGGAUGAAAGACGACGACAAAUACUUGAUUGGAAAUAAUUGUAAAUUAAAAGCAAGACAAUUAAUAGAACAAAAUGCUGCUGCUGUGGAGGCGUUGGCCUCAACCCUUUUUGGUUGUGAGGAAAUGGUUGGGGAACAGCAAAUUAAAGAAACAUUGAUUAAACUUCAACAGCAGUACACCGGAAACAAAUAA